This is a messenger RNA of Daphnia magna, 9164 nucleotides long. RefSeq lists its product as uncharacterized. Gene Ontology annotation, cellular component: membrane. Lineage: Eukaryota; Metazoa; Arthropoda; Branchiopoda; Diplostraca; Daphniidae. The transcript has 20 exons. Bases 16 to 8886 code for a protein of 2956 amino acids. The record is from RefSeq and is a predicted model, not a curated record.
GAUUUAAGGGCAAAGAUGGCAAAGAAGGGUGGAGACGAGAAAGACUUAUUCGAGGACCCAGCCCCAACUAGCGAUUUCGAUCGAGAUGAAGAUCAACUAGAGACGAUUCCUUGUGACCGUGGUGGUGGGAUGGAGGAAGAGAAGGGCGUUGGCCAUCGCAGGAGGAAGGAAAGUAACAAACGCAAUCCGGCCGUUGGUAUCUUGCGCAUCGACACAUCCGCUACUGCUGCUGCUGGGGCCGCCACCGGAUUCGACAGUCGCCGGAAGAGUUCAGCCAGUUCAGUUGGAGAUUUCCGUUGCGGUGGCGCCACCUUAAAUCCUCAACAGGCGGAUGAGGAUAGAUCUCCACUGCCAUCGGCCGAUCGCCUUUCCGUCAGUUUCAUCAUGGCCGAGAGGGCAGACGCAUCCAGCGUGGGCACACCAUCCGUCAGGAUGGAUUCACCUCUCAGCGCCAUCCACCAUCUAUCCAAUCAUCAACCCCACUACUUGGAUAUCGAUGACGACUAUGAUGACGAUGAAUAUUCAAUUGCGGCCUCGAGUAUCCUGCAACAUCAACGACGCUCCGCUGUAGGAGGAAGGUCAAGUUUCCAUCGACGUACGAGGUCUCUGCGUCGUGGACGCCGACCUUCGUCGCCCUUUCCGGGCGAUGAAUUGUCCUCCAUGGGCGGACGUAGACGCACUUCACGCGGCCUCUCCGUCGCCACCAUCAGCUCGGCCGAGAUUGGAAUGGAAGAGACGGGCGGCGGCAAUCAUUUUUACGACCAACAAGAGCAGCGUGAAUCCGAAUCAGCCGCUGCCCUUGAGCACGUCGCUCUGCAUAAGGAAGUGGUGCAGAACAUGCGCUAUCAGCCGUGGGACAUGGGCCGCAAGUUGAGAGUCUUGCGACGGGCUAAAUCGUUCGUCCGCCAACACGAAGGAGCCCUCCAGCAGCGGCUGGCCGAAUCACGGACAGCUAAAGAUGUUUUCGCCCGCGGACGUCUACUGCUUGCCAAAGCCGUUCAAUUGAGCGUGCGGGAAAUUCGAAAUUUGAUUUCGUUCUUGGUGCCGUGGGAAGCGCGAAUCAAAGAAAUCGAAUCGCUUUUCGGAUCGGCUGUCGCUUCCUAUUUCACUUUUCUGCGUUGGGUCUUUUGGAUCAAUUUGGUAUUGACGACCUGCUUCGCCAUCUUUGUCGUCGUGCCAGAGGUAUUGGCCACUGAAUGGGACGUUAGCGGCGAACGUAAAGGAUUACUGCCGCAAGAGAAACGGACGGCGACGGAUUUGCAAACCUUGUGGGAUUUCGAAGGCAUCCUCAAAUACUCGCCCAUCUUUUACGGUUUCUACAGCAACGCUUACGAGACCAACGAAGGAUAUAAAUUGCCGUUUGCCUAUUUCUUCACUGGACUCGUCCUCUACAUGUACAGCUUCGUCGCUAUCCUCAGAAAAAUGGCCAAGAACUCGAGGAUGGCCAAAUUAUCGGACAAAGACGACGAAUGCACUUUUACCUGGAAAUUAUUCACCGGAUGGGACUUCAUGAUCGGUCAUCCGGAGACGGGCGAGAACCGACGUUCGGCCAUCACGUUGGGGUUCAAAGAGGCAUUGCUGGAGGAAGCGGAAAAAGAACGGGCGACCGAGAAAUUGACUCGCAACGUCAUCUGUCGACGUUUGGCAGCCAAUUUUCUCGUUCUCGUCCUGCUCUGCUCAUCGGCCUACAUCGUCGUCUUGGUCGUCGAGCGAUCCACCGAGCCGGAAGCCGAAUCCAGUUGGUGGCGUCAGAACGAAAUCACAGUCAUCCUCUCACUCAUCUCCAUCAUCUUUCCGAACAUUUUUGAGCUGAUUGGAAUCAUGGAAACGUAUCAUCCGCGCAGGCAAUUGCGCUGGCAAUUGGCGAGGAUCAUGAUAUUGAACUUACUCAACUUGUACACGCUGAUCUUCGCUCUGUUCGGGAAAGUGAACGCCAUGACGAGUCGAUUGGCCGUCAUGAAAUCCAACAUUAGCCGGCAAGGAUUGAAUAUAGCCGAUUUACUGGAACACGAGGACAAAUCGUCCUCGUUAUUGUUGACGCCCAUUUUCAAUUCCACGUCGGAGACGAACGCCUUUUACGACGUCACCCAACCGACGACCCUCUUCAUCUUGAACGCCACAGAGAAUCCAGUUGAUAUGGAAACGUACGGCGCAUCAACUGAACCGGUGACGGAUCAGCAAGACGACGAGAAACAAUCUCUGACUGGAACCUGUUUCCAAAUGAUGGUCGAUUGUUCCACCUUGGAAAUACCGACGGAAGCUCCAACUGCGUCCAUCAGCACGAAUUCGCCUGUUGCUACGACAACGACGACGACCACGACCACGACUUUCAUUUCGGAAGAAGACGAACUCAUUUACGACGACGAAGAAGAUUACGAAAAUGUUCCAGAACGUCUGAAACGGCAGGCGCUUUUAGACCAGGCAGAAACGACGACUGGCAAUCCGUCGUCGUUGAAAUCUACUCCGCAAAGUAUCGGACGACUGUUGGAUUCCCUCAAUUCGAUCCUGCGCAAUUUGAAACGCAACACGACCAUCCGCAUUCCGUACACGACGCUGCCCAUUUCGACGAGCACAGAGCCAGUGCCUACAACCACAACUCCGGCUGCCGUCGAUGCCAAAACAUCGGAAGCGACCGGUACGCCGGAAUCGCUCGACGAUCUCAUGCGUUGGCACACGGCUGGAUUGAUUUUGACGACGCAAGAAGAGGAGGAUGUCGAAGACAAUUCUUCAUUGGCCAGCAGCAUUUACUAUGACCUGUUCAUUUUUAAUCAAACCGAUCCGCCGGAUGAGUUGAUUGCGACAGGCAAUGAUACGGCAACCACCCAACAUCCGGUCGCUUCGAGUGAAAGUCCCAUCCGGAACAUGUGCCCGUUGGUUGUUUGUCCGUGGAACGACACUGUCGGCUAUUUCAGCAGUUUAACGACCAACAUUCCAGGAGAAGAAGAAGACGACCAUAAUGGGACCAGUAAUGGAGUGCCGUGUCGCGGUGAUAAUCCGCAAGGAUGCACUCCAUUUUGGACGAGUUCUAGAGAUGAAGACAUCACAUCGUUUCAUUCAUCUGUCCACUUUUCCAGCAGCACUACUCUGCCAAACGAAGAAAUGGCGGCGAUUAGCAAAAUGCCAAGACCGACAUUGGAUCCAACGACCCGUUUGGAACUGCGCAAACUCUGCUGGGAAACCAUGUUCGGCCAGGAACUCGUCAAAUUAACCAUCAUGGAUCUGGUGUUCACGACGAUAUCGAUUUUAAUAAUCGACUUCAUCCGGGCCAUUUUCGUCCGCGUCUUCAACGGAUGUUGGUGCUGGGAUUUAGAAAAGUACUUUCCUCAGUACGGCGAAUUCAAAAUCGCUGAAAAUAUCCUGCAUCUCGUCAACAAUCAAGGCAUGGUUUGGAUGGGCAUGUUCUUUUCGCCUGGACUACCUGCCAUCAACAUCUUCAAACUUUUCCUGCUGCUCUACAUUCGUUCGUGGGCCGUGCUGACGUGCAACGUGCCGCACGAAGUCAUUUUCAAAGCUUCACGUUCCAACAACUUUUACCUGUGGCUCUUGCUGAUUAUGCUCUUCCUCUGCACUCUGCCCGUCGCCUACGCCAUCGUUUGGCUCGAGCCGUCGUGGCAUUGCGGCCCGUUUAGCGAAUACUCCCGCAUCUUUCACGUCAUGACGCAGAGUUUAUUGAAGGCGACGCCCGACAGUCUUCACUGGGUUCUCAGCUACAUCGCCUCGCCCGGCGUUGUCAUUCCGCUGCUCGUUCUUCUCAUCUUGGUCAUCUAUUAUUUGGUGUCACUCAGCUCGUCGCUCAGAGAGGCCGUCACGGAUCUGCGGACGCAACUCAGACGUGAACGAGAUGCUGAACGCUUGAAAACGCGCCAGAAAAAGGAAGAAGAAGCUGCUGCUACUGCUGGACCAGCUGUUCCCGACGCUGCAGCCGCAAAGAUAAUCGCCCAAUGGAGGAAAGCUGUGCCUUUCGUUCCGACUAAAACUCAAACGAGUUUGCCCCAAACUUUGGCUAAAGAAGCCGUUGAAAAACGAAACGAAGGAGGUUGUCCUGAAUCGACGCAUCAACGCGCAGGACCGGUAAUUCAAGUAUCUCCUCCGGUACAGCCUACGGUGACGGGACGUCACGGCGGCAGACGGGCACAGCCAGCCAAUAACGUAAGACCAACAGGCCGCAAAGCUUCAGCCGGACCAGAAGCACGUGCUGAACCGGUUGUUGGAUACACCGACGGAAGUGAUUUGGAUAUAAGCGAUUCGUUGCCGCGAGAUAGUCCUGCCUUGAACGGUCGUGGACCUGCUGCUGGGCGGCCAGUCGAGCCAUCGGCCAGUCCACCUGCUCAGCCGGUCUAUGCAUCGGUGGUCAAGAAGACGAAGAAGAAAUCGAGCAGCAGUCCGCCGAGAGUAGGAGCCAAACCGAGUCGGACGUCAAUUGGCCAGUCGACAGCAGUCCAGCCAACCGGAAACACGAUGACUGAAGCGCCACGUUCUCCGGCUAGAAUUCCGCUCAUCCGCAUCAGCCAAACGGAAAGUGUGGAGCAAGCCGAGAAGAAUCCCACAACUCCGAUUACAGACAACUCAUCGGCGCAGGAUGGCACGGCUCACGUGACUGGACUGGUAGCGACAUCGCCCACCAAGAGCGGUGCCCUCAAUUUGAUUUUACAGCGGGCCAAAGAAAGACGGGCAGCGGCCAAACAGCCAAUGGUUAUCAGCGAGUCGACGGCCGAUUUGGUGUUGAACAUGGAAGAAACGGCUACUGAGAACCAGCCAGUCGUUGAUGAAAAGGUUAAAAGGAUGGGCAAGUUAAAAACUCGUAUCAAGGGUCCUGGAAACAAAGGAAAACGAUGGGCAAAAGGGCAGAGUAGCAGUUCCAAUCCGACUAUAAAAAAACAUCGUGAUGUGGCCAAAACCAGGUUUUUCCAGCCAUUCUUGUUCGGCCCGCCUGCUGGCCCAACACAAAAAAGUGGUUUAACUGAGGAGGCAUUGAAGCAACACACUUACGCAUCAGAAUCGCUCAAGCCCAGUGAUCCUAGUGCUGCUGUUGAAGUCAUAACUUCUCCACCGUCGGUGUGCCAGGGAGAUUUUGAGGAUGAUGAAACUUAUUCCGUCAUUUCUGGGCGCACGUUUCGCUCCAGCAGUUCAGUCAAGACAUUUGCUACAGGUUUUUCCAACUGCAGCAAUGUAUCAUUCAAUAAAUUACAUAGAGGUUUUACACCUACCUCUGCUCUGCACAGAGAAAUGUUGGCUGUCCUUGCAGCUGUUUCUGAAGUCAUUAAGCAACAAGGAGGCAAAGAAACUGACACGGAAUACUUUGCUGUUCUGAUGACGACUCUGGAAGUGGCUGAAACUAGCGAAGACUCACUUGGCGCCACCCUAGCUCUUUUGGGUAUGGUUAUCAAGCGAGUCCCAUCCAACGUUCUCAAAGCCAAGUUCUCAACAUCAGCAAAAAGUCUGCUCGACUUGCUUGGCCGUUACAUCGAGAGCGACAACAGUCUGUUGGUACGCUCACUAGUAGGUUGUCUUGGCGUUCUUCUUCGAAAUCAGGAUGCUUCGGCCUGGUCCACCUCUUCCACCUUACAAAUUUACGAUGCAUUGCUAACAUUUGUGGCAAGCCCUAAGCCACAGGUCCGCAAAGCCGCUCAACACGCAAUUUGUUCCAUUCUCAAAGGCAGUACCUUUCUAGUUCAAGACGAAAACGCUCCUGUAUUGCACCCAGUCGCAGCGCGCACAGGCAAAUAUUGUUUAGCGUUCAUAGAAGAGCACGGAUACGGCAGCGAACCUUCUCCUCUGCUUCAUCUCUUGAACUUGUUGAAAGAAAUUGUAGCUGUAUUGCCCCAAAGCGAAGUGAAGCCCUUGUGCGAAUCGCUGCUCAAACUGAUGACGCUGAACAAUGUACUGGUCUCUUCAUGCGCCAUGCAGUGCUUUCACAGCAUGUUCGUAUGCCGGCCAAGGACGGUCACAUUGUCUGCCGAUCUGAAUGCCCGUCUCAUCACCGCUCUUUACGAUUAUCAACCUUCGGCUAGUGACACACAACCGCUACGCGGAUGGUUGAGUGUCAUGACACAAGCACUUCUUAACCUUGGCCGGCUGGACUCACUCCUCUGCGUUGGGCAUCUUCCUCGCUUCUUCAGCGUCGCCACCGCUCUCUGGUCGAGCGAUAAAAUGCCAGUAGUUAUGUCAGUCACCCCAUCACUGGCAUCGUUGAUCAGCCAGUGCUUGGAACCAGCCUUUAAUCAGCCAGAAAAUGUCGCUGCAGUCACAUCGGUUGCUGAGAAAAUCACUCGAAGCGUCGAACAAAGUCUGGGUUACCAAACUGUUAACGCCUGGAAGUACGUCAUUCACUUGUGUACCACAUUAAUCGAAGGAGUCGGCAAAACGCGGCCGGAAAUCGCGAAAAAUUUAAUCAAAUCACUGGCCAGUUUACGUGUUUCGCCACGUUUUCCACACGAGGCCGAAGUGGAUUUUGCUGUUGGCAAAGCUGUUCGAGUUUGCGGGCCGCGAUUCCUCUUGAAAUGCAUCCCUUUGGGCAUCACUGGCCGUGAAAAGGACUCGUACGAAUUCCCCUACAGUUGGCUCUUGCCGAUUUUGCGUGAAAACAUUCAGAACACGGAACUAGGAUUCUUCAUCGAAUACUUUUUGCCGUUGGCGCAAACCUGUCAUUCAAGAGUCCCCCAAUGCAAAGAAGAACAGGAUCGUGUAGGUUUCCGGGUCUUCGACCUCCUCCAGCGGCAAAUGUGGGCCCUGUUGCCGGGCUUUUGCAAGUGCCCGACGGACGUCGACACAGCGUUUAAAAAGAUCGCCAAGUUGUUGGGACACGCCCUCACCGAACGCCCCGACAUCCGUAUGGAGGUGAUGGCUGCUCUUCGUCAGCUCAUCAUCCAUUCAAAAACUGACGAAAAAAUUCGCAUCGAAGUGUCACGCUAUGCCAAGAAUUUUAUACCUUUACUCUUUAAUCUGUUUACAACCAAAUCGACCACGGAUGAGGAAGAGUCGCAACGUGAAUCCGUGUUCCAGACGGUGACGUACUACCUACAGGUAGCUGACAUUGAACUACUUCACUCACUCUUCGACAAAGCCAAGGAGAAAAUGACGACAGCAUCUGCCAGUUUGAAAUCGGAGGAUAAGGCUGUGGCGGAAGAGAAUCUCUUCAUCUGGGAGUCGGUGCUGGCCUUGUUGCGGGCCUUGGUGGUCUACCAAGAUGCAGACCGAGUGGAAAGCUUCGUCCAGCUCUGUCUUCCCUGGAUAAUGGGAAGUGAAUCCAAACCUCAGAAGAAAGCUUAUCGCAUCGUGGAGGAAAUUGUCGGUGCUGAUGAGGCGAGUGAGUGUGGCCGUCACGUUCGUGCAAGUUUGAAUCGCAUCGUUAAACUCUUCACCACCUCGAGAGACAUCGUCAAGGCGCCCAGCAAAGCGUCGAGGUUGCGCACCCUGUCGCGCCUGGUUGCCCUACUGGCUGAACAGCCACCAACGGCUCCAAAUCGGCGUUUCUUGGCCGCGUCAGCUUCAGAGGCAGCACUAGCCGUCAAAGGAGUCGGCGAAAAGGUCAAAGGCGCUGCUUUCGCGCUGCUCAUCGAUGUCGGACGAGUCUUCCAGAAAUGGUCCACAGAUCCACAAGUCGCAGUGAAAGAUUACAUCACCAAAUUGAUGAAGGGAAUGGGCAGCGAUGAUGACGCACACGUAGCUACUGCUGUUACAUCCGUCACUUACGUUGUCCAUGAAUUUGCCUCAAAUUGUACGGAAGAACUGAUCGACACUGUCCUCGAACGUAUUUGUGCCUUGUUGGUGACAGAAAACCGCGACGUCGUCCUUGCUUGUCUCGUUUUCAUCCGGAUGUUUACCGUCACCGUCCAUUCGCAGCGAUUGCCUUUGUAUUUGAAGCGCUUGAUUGACAGUCUAAGCCAAAUGGAUGAAGAGCUCAAGCGCGUCUUUCUCAUAAAAACCCGUGAUAUUUUCAUCCGAUUGAUUCGCAAGUGUGGAGCCGAUUUGGUCAUGAAACUCGUCCCUGAAGAUGACGUCGUCCUCCUCAAGCGUUUGAAUAACAUCCGUAAAAUAGAAGCUCGUAAAAAGAAGCAGAAAGAAGAGCGGAAAGCGGAAGGAAAUGAAGAGGAAGAUGACGAGGACGAGACUGAAAUGGCCACCCAACCCAAGACAAUGGAACACGUUUUGGCCGAUAGUGACAGUGAUCUCGAGGAUGAAGAAGACGACAAAGACGUCAGAAAGAAAAUGCCCAAGACGUGGAUUCAAGAGGAGGAAGGAUCCAUUGUCGACUUUUUGGACCCAGCCGCAGCGAAAAAGGUUUCAGCCACCAAUCCGGCGCGUUCCAUGCCAGGGCAGUUUGACGCCGAAAAGAAGAAGAAGAAGGAAAGCAUCUUCAAAACGGCACCUGACGGCCGGAUGAUUAUUGACGAUGGCGGAGACUCGUCUGACACUUCGCAAGAAUCUGACGUCGACCUGAGUCGAGCGUUGGACAAAAUGGAGGUUGACCGUAAACGCAAAAAGGACGACCGUGAAUCCAUUAAUGACGAUGAAGAUGAACCGUCAUUCAAGUAUCAAGCGGGUGGAUCUGGUAUCCAUCGGCCUGUUGCCAUUGCCGCCAAACCAUCGGUCAAACGGACCGUUCAGAAAUUGACGGCCAAACAGAGAGCCAAACAGAGCCAAGAAAAAGUGAAACCGGUGGAUUACGGAGCCGAGUUCCGUAGCUCCAAGGCGCGAGGAGACGUGAAACGCAAAGGUCAACCUGAUCCAUUUGCUUACGUGCCGUUGAGUCGGAAUGCGCUCAACAAAAGGAAAAAAGCCAAGAUGAGUGGCCAGUUUAAAGGUUUGGUACAAGCAGCUCGCAAAGGAGCAUCGGCCGGCACGAAAAUCCGGGGUAAAAGCCAUCAAGCCAAGAAGGCAAAUUAAAAAUUACGUUAUUCUCACUUGUGAAUGGCGGAACCACGUGAAAUCAUUCGACAUCAUUUGAAGAAGCAUCCAACACAAACGACAGAAAUCAGGUUAAUAGUACUAGAGUGGAGUAAUGUCAUUGGCGACAUCGUAGACGCACGUCCCUUUUAGCGGGCUGCAAACGAGUCCUUCAUUGGCGUCACACGGACACAAAACCUUGGUUUUAAAAAAGAGAAAUUUUUUGGUCUCUAAUUGGCAACAAUUCAAUGAAAUUCAAACCUGAUGAGCAUCUUUAA